Phialemonium atrogriseum is the source of this 1107-nucleotide messenger RNA. RefSeq lists its product as uncharacterized. The record is from RefSeq and is a predicted model, not a curated record. The transcript has 3 exons. NCBI's taxonomy places the organism in Eukaryota, Fungi, Ascomycota, Sordariomycetes, Cephalothecales, Cephalothecaceae. Gene Ontology annotation, molecular function: oxidoreductase activity. The coding region runs from base 1 to 1107 and encodes 368 amino acids.
AUGGCGGGUGUUCUAUAUAUCGACACUUCAUUCGCCAAGAUCACGGUGAAGCCUGUCCACCCAACUUUUGGGGCUGAGAUCGAGGUUCCUGACUGGAAGAACGUCGACGAUGACACUGUCCGGGAGAUCAGCCGCGCUGCUAACAAGUAUGCCUUUUGUAUCUUCCGCAAUACUGGUCUAGACGACACAGAUCAUGUCAAGUUCUCUCAGAGGCUAGGCGAACUCGACAACGUCAAGCGUUUCAUUACCGGCGACCGUACGCUACGAUACCAGUACUACGAGCUUUUCGAUGCUGGAAACAUCGCCGAUGACGGCUCUCUCCUUGACCCUAACAGUGCUCGUGGUCACACGAACCGAGGCAACCAACUCUUCCAUACCGACUCCAGCUACAACUUCCGUCGCGCUGGCUUCUCUCUCCUUCGCGCCGUCGAGCUCCCUCCGAAGGGCACCGGCGGUCACACCGAGUUUGCCGACACCCGCACCGCCUUUGUCGAGCUUCCCGACGCCGUGAAGAAGGAGCUUGUCAAGAACAACUACGUCGGCUGCCACACCCUCGCUCACUCUCGCAAGAUGGGCUCCCCCGAGUACUUUGAGAACCUGGACCCCAGCCAGUUCCCCAUGGCGCGCCACUACCUUGCACAGAUCCACGAGGGAAGCGGCCGCGUGAACCUCUACGUCGGCGCCCACCUCCAUCAUAUCGAGGGUCUCUCCGACGACGAGUCCACGAAGCUGCGCGACUUCCUCAACAAGCAUGUGGAGCAGCCCAAGUACGUCUACACCUUCAACUGGGAGCAGCCCGGCGACAUGGUCAUGUGGGAUAACCGCGCCACCCUCCACCGCGCCGCGGGCGGCUCCUUCGCCGGCAAGUACCGCCGUGACCUGCGCCGGACGACGGUUCACGAUGACAGCGCCAACGCGUGGGGUCUCAACGACGCUGAAGGGGCCAGUGCGCUCGGCUAUCAGCUCGACGACAAGACACAGGAGCUACCCGAGCUUACUCCCGCAAAUGCCGCACCUGCAACUAACACGCCUGCGCCUGCUGCUAUUGCUGCGCCUGCUGCGCCUGCUGCUAUUGUUGCGCCUGCUGCUAUUGCUGCGACCUCGUAG